Ostrinia furnacalis (Asian corn borer) is the source of this 1003-nucleotide messenger RNA. Its product is annotated as arrestin, lateral eye. The record is from RefSeq and is a predicted model, not a curated record. Gene Ontology annotation, molecular function: G protein-coupled receptor binding. Gene Ontology annotation, biological process: G protein-coupled receptor internalization; signal transduction. The transcript has 9 exons. Lineage: Eukaryota; Metazoa; Arthropoda; Insecta; Lepidoptera; Crambidae. The annotation marks the transcript as partial. Gene Ontology annotation, cellular component: cytoplasm.
CAGUUUUGGCGGGAGUUUUUUUUCUGUUUUUUUUUAUGAUGACGUGUAAUGUUUGUUUUUAAAUUGUUUUUGGAUUAACGUAUUGUGUGCACUGUGCAGUGAAUUUGCAGUUUAAUUUUUAAUUUGGAGAAAGGAGGUCAGGAGGAGCGCGAUGACGACGGACAGUGCGCUCAAUUCUCAACGGGUGUUCAAAAAAUCGUCGCCAAACAACAAGUUAACCCUCUACCUGGCGUCCAGAGACCUGAUAGUGGAGAACGGAGCCAUAGACAAAAUACAGGGUGUGCUGCACGUAGACCCCGAAGACCUGGUGAACAAGAAGCUCUAUGGACAAGUUACUUUGACAUUCAGGUAUGGCAGAGAAGAUGAAGAAGUUAUGGGCCUCAAGUUCUGCAACGAAGCCAUCAUGAGCCUGGCACAAAUAUGGCCUCUACACUGCAACCACGAAAGGGAACCUAACACACCCUUACAGGAUGCUCUAAUAAAGAGGUUAGGAGCCAACACAUUCCCGUUCCACCUGGAGCUCACACCACUGGCGCCUCCCAGCGUGCAGCUGGUGCCAGCCAAGCAAUACCACGGCGCGCCCAUCGGGACUUCUUAUGAUGUUCGGGCUUUCAUUGCAGAAAGAGCAGAUGAGAAGGUGUCUCGGCGUAACACAGUCAGGAUGGGCAUCCGGGUCCUGCAGGGCCCAGGUCGGCCGGCGGCGACGCUCCCUCUGACGCAUUCGCCACACCACACGCUAAGUGCGCUGGCGCACCACAACGUUCUCAGGCUCAAAAACAAAUCGAAAUUGGAAACUGAUGAGAAUUGUCGAACGAAAAGCGCUGAAAUUGAAAACGUCGAGCCGGCGCCUCCUAGGGCAGCAGUGGAAAAGCCCUUUCUGCUCUCCGAUGGAAGGGUGGAGUUGGAAGCGUGGCUGGACAAGGCGACGUACUCGCACGGGGAAUCGAUCGGCGUUAGCGUGGUGGUGGCCAACAACUCGUCCAAAACGGUGCGACGCAUUAAG